UGCAUCCGCCCCCAAUCGCCCCGCAGCCUCCUUUCCUACGCGUGAGGGAUCCAUUCCCACGAUUUUUUUCCGCGGCGCGUGCCACUUCGUGGGAGCCUACGAGCUUUUCCUCUGCGGCGGCGCAAGGGGCGGCACAUGCAGCCACCACGGCAACCUGCUCCUGUCCGGCGGCGCAGCGGCGGGAUGCUUCAACGACGCAUGCUGUCCGUCGGCGGCCAGCACCCUCAGUGGCGCGGCGGCGAGCACAUCCCUCAAUGGAACAACGGCUGUAGGAAUUUGGAGAGGUCCAGCGGCGAUGACCUCGACCUGCCCUGUGGUGGUGACAUGCGAGGUGAUCUGCUAGGGAGAGGACAACCCCGUCCUCCGAUUGCAGCCCUUGCCGGCGACGAUUUGGACUCCAUGUAAGCGGUGCCGUACCCAUCCAGCGAUGACCCCUCUGCUGCCUUCGAACAAGAGGCCAACGGCAACCCAUUUGUGAAUGGUAUGGAUCAUAGGCUCUUGAACUCAAUUCCAUGUUAGAUGAGAUGAAUUUCUUGUGCUGUGUAGUCAACCAGGAUGGCAUAGUAUUUUAGUUUUGGACAGACAAAUAACAAUCUUGUAUGAAGGAAAGUUCAGUGGAGAUAAAGAAUUGAGAACUUCUAUUGGCAGCCAAAAAGGAAAUGAAGAAAUAAGUAGGCGAUAAAUUGAGUGUUUUCAUCAGGCUGUUAUGAAGCUGUGGUAUUGUUUCAGUUUCAGUGACAAAGAUUCACAUAUGAAAAGUCACAUGAAACUUGCACAGAACCUAUUGCAAGACAACCCAGAGACUUGUCGCAUUGCCUGCUUGACCAUGGCUUCAGGAUGGCAGGAUCCACAAUAUAUCAAGAAGUAAUGCACCUACCAGUCCAUUUGAAAUGUAAAAACAUAGCAACCAUGGCUCUUUGCUUGCUGACGAAGAUAAUGAAAUCAAAGAAUAAGAUAUGCAGAGCUGCAAAGACGUGUAGGCUAGGCAGUAAAGGAAAAGUUCAGAGAAAACUAAUCUCUCAUAUAUGCAACAAAGCAACUUCGAUAUAUUUUUCUCUCAUCUACCUUUAAUAUUGUGUAGGCUUUUUCUUUGUGCCUAGAUGCUAGAAACUUCAUACUUUGUUCAAGAAAGUAUCUGACAGUGCUUUCUUCAUGCUACCUUGUGACAAUGCAUAUAUGUUCAUACUGUAUUUAAACUUUUACUGAAAACUUAUGACUGAGUAAAUACAUAUAGGAAAUGGAUAUUUUUCCAACAUGAUGGAUGAAACCAAUCUAGGUGAUCUUUAUAAUUAUGGCAACACCUAUGCUGACCAACAGUCACAGGCAAUGCAAGUUGGUCCAGCAGCCCCCUCCGUGAGACCAAACCAUAAGAGAUCAAAGAAUUUCAGUGACCACGAAGAUGAGGUUUUGGUUUCAGGGUGGCUGAAUAUAAGCUUGGAUCCGGUUGUAGGCAAAGAUCAAAAAGAUGGUAGGUAUUGGUCUCUUAUCUGUGAGUACUUCCAUGAACACAAGACGUGCUCCUCAAAGCGUACCAUUAAUUCUCUCAUGCACCGGUGGGAGAGCAUACAAAAAUGUGUGAACAAGUUUUGUGGAUGUCUAACACGGAUUGAGUUAAGAUGUCAGAGUGGUACUACAAUGCAAGACAAGGUUGCAGAGGCAUGUGCUUUGUACAAGUCCGAAGACGAACAUAGCAAAGCAUUUCAGUUCAUGCAUUGCUGGAAUAAGCUGAGAACACAACCAAAAUGGCUUGCUAAAGUUGAUGAAUUGGCUGCUGCUAAAACAUCUAACAAGAGGCAGAAGACAAGCUCUACUGCUGAUCCGAGUGCAACUUUACCAAGUGAAAUAGGACAAGGUGCGGUUGAAGGCCUAGAGGCUAAUGCAUUGACAAGGCCAAUUGGUAAGAAGAAGGCAAAAGCAGCAUUGCUGCAAGAGAAGAAAAAAAAGUGUGACAGCAACCUUAGAAAAUAUGUGGGCACAGAAGAAGGAAACUGAUGGGGAGAGAGAGCAAAAGAAAGAUGAGAGGUUCAACAAAGCAUUUGCUAUUGAACAGUAUCGAGUUGCAAAUGAAAAACUACUUCUUGAGGUGAGGAGUCAGGAGGUUCAGUUGCAGAAAAAGAGGAAUGAAGAGAGGAUUAUGACCAUGGACCUUACUGCCAUGCCAGAUGAGCAAAAGAAAUACUACAUUGCUUGUGGGCUGAGAUCAUGAGCCGAGUACUUAAUUAGAAUUCGAUUCUUCUAAAUACUAUUAGUAGCUAUUGUGAUGUUUUUUCCCAUAUGGUACUGUGUGAUGUUCGAACUUAAUUAGUAUUUUAAUCUUCUAAAGAGUACUAGUAGCUACUGA
Molecule: messenger RNA, 2341 nt
Organism: Panicum hallii
Lineage: Eukaryota; Viridiplantae; Streptophyta; Magnoliopsida; Poales; Poaceae
Product: glutathione S-transferase T3-like
Exons: 2
Coding region: 1255-1992 (245 amino acids)
Source: RefSeq, a predicted model, not a curated record